This is a messenger RNA of Drosophila elegans, 1608 nucleotides long. RefSeq names its product serine/threonine-protein phosphatase 2A regulatory subunit B'' subunit gamma-like. Gene Ontology annotation, cellular component: centrosome; spindle. The transcript is spliced from 3 exons. Gene Ontology annotation, biological process: microtubule cytoskeleton organization; regulation of dephosphorylation; cortical cytoskeleton organization. Bases 75 to 1400 code for a protein of 441 amino acids. NCBI's taxonomy places the organism in Eukaryota, Metazoa, Arthropoda, Insecta, Diptera, Drosophilidae. The record is from RefSeq and is a predicted model, not a curated record.
GUCAUACAUCAGAACAUAAUUAAUUUGUUUUGUUUUGCUGAGUUUGAAAAGUUUAUUAUUUAGCCCUACAAACAAUGGAAUUGGAAUCGGGAACCUUCGGGGCAAUUGGUAAUCUGCAGGUUUCGCCAAGAUCUAUAAGGGCAAAAGAACUGGGGACUUUUAACGCGAAUGUCCCGCUAAAAGAACGCGUCGGUAAGGAUCACCCUUCCUUUAAACAAAUACCGAAGUUCUUUGUUCCUCCACCGAAACCGGAGGAUAAAGUCCGACGGCUGCUUCAUCAGGAGGCCCACUCGCUUUUUCUGCAGCGCCAGGCGGAUGAACUCCUUAAUCUCGAUGAUAUGAAUGAUCUGUGGAAGACGCUGGAGAAAUAUGUGACUGAGACCACGAGAUCUAGACAACAGUUGGUCAAUUUGGAUGAUUACCUAAACGUCGUUGCGGAAGUGGGCGUCAAGUGUCGAAAAAUCAUGACAGUUGAACUUUUCUUUGAACUGCUGGUAACCUCCAAUUUUCCCGACAUGCUGGAGAUCAUUUCCAUUUAUAACUACAUGAUGCGUAGAGUCUUGCUUGUCCAGGGAAGCAUUGCUCUUUCCUUUUACGAUGAAAUCGGACAGGGAUAUUUAAAUGAGAGCGAUCUGGAAAGCUAUAUAACGGACAUUAUACCAACGCUGGCCCAAGUUAGUGAACGUUUGCAACCCUCAUUCGAGAGUUUUUAUGUCUGUACUGUGGUCAAGAAGAUAUUUUUCUUCCUGGACCAUCUGCAUUUGCGACGUAUUCGGAUAAGGGACAUUGUAUCCUCGGGACUGCUCUCGCAAUUACUGGAGCUGCAUGAUACGGCGAUACUCAAGGAUGCUGCGGAAAUUAAGACGACGAACUGGUUUUCAGUGUCGGCAGUCUUAGAGGUGUACGAGAACUAUCUUGAUUUAGAUAGGGAUCACGAUGGCAUGCUGAGCAGAAAGGAGUUGUCUGAAUACGGCUCUGGUAGUCUUACCACCAUUUUCCUGGACCGCGCCUUCGAAGUGUGCCGUACUUAUGGCGGGGAAAUGGACUACAGAACCUUCCUGGACUUUUACUUUGCAAUGGAACAUCGAAAAACUCUUCCAGCCUUGCACUACAUUUUCCGCAUCCUAGACAUAAAUCAGCAAGGAUAUUUAACAGCCCAAACUUUGCGGUAUUUCUUUGAUGGCAUUGAAGAGCGCAUUAAAGCUGUGCAGGCCGAGGAGGUGAACUUUCAGGACCUCAAGGAUGAGAUCUUUGACAUGAUUAGGCCAAAGGAUGCGUUGAAAAUAACCGUCAAAGAUUUGAUCAACAGUGGACAAGGCGCGACUGUGGUCUCCAUAUUAAUUGAAUUCGAUAAAUUCUUGGCUUACGAGAACCGUGAACAGAAUCACCAGAAUGUUUAAUAACCGAACUCCAGGCAGCAGCCACAGCAGCAACAUGCAACAAGCAGCAGCAGCAGCAGCAGCAACUCUCUUGCGGUGAAAACAUUAAGCCAAAUUUAAUUAAAUCCCCGGACUCUGCUCGCUGCACUUCUUUUAUACGAAUGAUUUUCAUUUGUAUUUUUAUGCCAGACAAUUGUAUGUAAAUUCAAUGUGUAAAGUUCCUCAAAUA